AUGUUGAAAGUAUGGAGUAUGAAACAGCAACAGCAGAAAGAUGCGCAGGCCGAGGGUCAAGGGCAGAAGAAGAAGAAGGUCACCGCAGCCCAACUACGUGUUCAAAAAGAUCUCAGUGAAUUGGCCCUUGGCAGCACAAUGCGCACUGAUUUCGAAAAUCCGGACGAUAUUCUCAACUUCUCUCUUACCAUCGAGCCAGACGAGGGCAUGUACAAAGGAGGCAGUUUCAAAUUCACGUUCGUUAUCUCCAACAACUACCCUCACGAUCCGCCGAAAGUCAAAUGCACACAGAAAAUCUACCAUCCGAACAUUGAUCUGGAAGGCAACGUCUGUCUGAACAUUUUGAGAGAAGACUGGAAGCCGGUGCUAAAUCUGAACGCCGUGAUUGUGGGCAUGCAGUUUCUCUUCCUCGAACCAAACGCAUCGGAUCCGCUGAACAAAGAGGCAGCUGAGGAUUUGAGGACGAACCGGGAGAACUUCAGACGGAAUGUCAAAACAAGCAUGACAGGUGGGAGUGUGAAGGGCAUCACUUACGAUCGAGUGCUCACCAGAUAA
Molecule: messenger RNA, 555 nt
Organism: Lithohypha guttulata
Lineage: Eukaryota; Fungi; Ascomycota; Eurotiomycetes; Chaetothyriales; Trichomeriaceae
Gene: UBC12
Product: NEDD8-conjugating protein ubc12
Exons: 3
Coding region: 1-555 (184 amino acids)
Source: RefSeq, a predicted model, not a curated record